ACCAGGCUGCCUCUUUGCCAUGUCCAUGGAAAUGCAAACUAGAUUCUGUGAUGUGAUAAAUGCAUUUGAUGGCUCACUGUAGUUCACUGUUUUGAUUUUAUACGAAGUGCACUCGGUUUCAUUUUUUAUUAAGUUUCAUUUCUACUGAAAUGAGUCAUUGAACCAGAAGAAAAGAGUUGAUGCUGUUGUGCAGAUCUGAAACAGCAGACAUUGUUACAUCAGGAAAGCAGCAGUGGUACAGUCAAACUCCAAGAGGAAAAGGAUCUUCUUGAGACAGCAUUUAGUGAAGUCAAGAUUGUAUGAGAACAAACGUGAAAUGGAGGAUUGCCAGAUUUGUAGGACAAGAUUCUGAACACCAUAUUGUUAAGCAAGAUGUCCAAACAUGAAAGGAAAAAUGUCCUGCCUCCAUUGAACAAUAAACAUGGACAGAAAGCAGCAAGUGCCUUGUCCAGCCAAUAUGAAGAGAAGAUCCGCCCAUGUAUCGACCUCAUUGAUUCUCUGAGAGCCCUUGGAGUGGAAAAGGACCUGGCAUUGCCAGCAAUUGCUGUGAUUGGAGACCAGAGCGCUGGGAAAAGCUCAGUACUGGAAGCAUUGUCUGGAGUCGCUCUUCCUAGGGGCAGCGGUAUUGUUACCAGAUGUCCCUUAGAGCUCAAGCUGAAGAAAAUGCAGGACAGAACAGAAUGGAAAGGAAAAAUAGUGUAUUUGAACACAGAGCAAGACCUGACCAGCCCAUCGCAAGUGGAAGAUGCAAUAAAAAGAGCCCAGAAUGCAAUGGCUGGUGAAGGAGUGGGCAUUAGCCAUGACUUAAUUAGCCUCGAAAUAAGCUCCCCAGAUGUUCCAGACUUGACUCUGAUUGAUCUGCCAGGGAUUGCUAGAGUGGCUGUGGGGAAUCAGCCACCAGACAUUGGAAAACAGAUCAUAACCUUGAUUAAAAAGUAUAUUAACAAACAACAAACCAUCAAUUUGGUAGUGGUGCCAAGUAAUGUAGAUAUUGCAACUACAGAGGCCCUGAAAAUGGCUCAAGAGGUCGACCCUCAAGGAGAAAGAACACUUGGCAUCCUGACCAAGCCUGACUUGGUUGACAGGGGAACUGAGACAGAGGUUGUUGACAUUGUCCGAAAUCAAAGAGUUUCCCUGACGAAAGGAUAUAUGAUUGUUAAAUGCCGUGGGCAGUGUGACAUCAAUGAUAAAGUGAGCUUGGCAAAUGCAAUCCAGAAAGAGAGAGAAUUUUUUGAAGGUCACGACCAUUUCAGAUCUCUUCUGGAAGAAGGCAGAGCUACUAUUCCACUUGUGGCAGAGAGACUUACCCAGGAGCUGAUAGAACAUAUCAGUAAAUCACUACCAACUUUAGAACAACAAAUAAAGCAAAAGCUUGAGAAAGCAAAUGUUGAGCUACAGAAAUGUGGCCAAGAUGUGCCCACAGCUUCGGAAGAACAGAUGGUUUUCCUUGUACAAAAAAUCAAACAAUUCAAUCAGGAGCUCUUAAAUAUAGCAGAAGGAGAAGAAGUUUUGAUAGAUAAGAAAAAACCAAGAUUGUUCACACAAGUGCGACAAUGUUUUAAUAAUUGGCAAGAGGAGAUUAAUGAUAAUGCACUAAAUGUAAGAGAUAUUAUGAAGGAAGAAGUUCAGAGCUUUGAAAAUAAAUUUCGUGGUAAAGAACUUCCAGGAUUUAUCAAUUACAAGACUUUUGAGGCUAUUGUAAAACAGCACAUUAUUAAGCUAAAAUCGCCAGCUCUUGAGCUAUUGAAGGAUAUAGCAGAACUUGUGCGGGAAAACUUUACCCAAGUGGCCUACCAACACUUCCAUUGUUUUUACUAUCUUCUUAGAGCUACUCAGAACAAUAUUGAAGAUAUAAAGCUGAAGCAAGAGGAGGAAGCAGAAUAUAUGAUCAACACUCAAUUUAAACUGGAACAUGUGGUAUACUGCCAGGAUAACAUUUAUAGUACAGAUUUAAACAAUGUUAGAGAGAAAGCCAAGGAAUCCAGACCAUAUGUGGCAGCUCUCCAAAGUCCAGGGACUGCUCUUGGAAAGCAUUGCUCCAUGAAGGAAAUGGCUUACCACUUAGAUGCCUACUUCAGAAGUACAGGAAACCGCCUUGGUACCCAGAUUCCUCUGAUCAUUCAAAUGUAUGUUCUCAAAGAUUAUGCCGAGAAGUUACAGAAUGCAAUGCUACAGCUCUUGCAGGAUAAAGAUCAGUUUGGCGUUCUUCUUCAGGAGAGAAAAGAUGCUGCCAAUAUGAGGAACACUAUUAAGGAAAGAAUCAAGCGUCUCAGCAUGGCUCGACGGCGCUUAGCAAAGUUCCCUAUUUAAACAAGGAGGAUUUGAAUGAAAAUAGAAAGGAAUUCUUUCUCCUCCUGCAGCAGAUAUCAGAGGUCUCUGCUUAGUGCUUAAAUAAAUGAGUCAUGUUCUAGAAUGUCCUAAUCAACCAGUAAAAAUAAUUUAAACAUAUUAAUAUAACCAACAUUAGACUUGAAGAAAACCAUAUUUAUGAGUAGCAAAGAGGGAGUGGUCCAAAGGAAUAUGCAUUCAUGUACUACUUGCAUGUGUUCAAAGUGUUUCAUAAAUGUAAAAGAAAUUAUUAUUAUUAUUAUUAUUUAACUGCCAGCCAAUUGUACUUUUCUCCUAUUUAAGUCACACAAUGAGUUGGUCUGGACAUUCUGCCCCCCCAUGUGAUUAUAUGGCAGUGGGAUAGCAGGAUGUGUGCAUAAGGUGCUCCCCACAGGGCCAAAUUAUGACAUGCUGAGGCCCUAAGCCAGAGGUUGGCAAACAUUUGGGCUGGAAGGCCACAUACUUGAAAUAAUUUGAAUGGUGGGCCACCUCCACCUCCUCCUGUUGUCUGCCAGCUUCUCCUCUUCCCGUUGCUGAUGUCUGGCAACAGCGAUAGUCGCCACCACCCACCUUCUGCUGUGGUCUGGCAGCAGCAAUAGCUGCCUCCACUGUCACUGUCAACCUCCUCUCCUUUUGCCGCCACCAUGGCCUUUAGCCUGUGUGUCUGUUUCUGCCACAGCCAGCUAGGGCUGCUGUGAUGCAUCGUAAUGACAACACCCUGCUGGUGGCAUUGUUACAGUGUGCUGCAGCAGCCAUGCAGGCCAAAGGCCAUGGCAACAGCAAAAGAGGGGAGGAUGUGACAGCGGACAGCAGUGAGGCAACAGGGGCCGGAUGACAGCAAGGCUACAUGGGUCAGAGGACCUGAGGGCCUCCUCUCACCCACAGGUUGUAGUUUGCCCACCUGUGCCCUAAGCUUUGUCAAGCAGCUGAGCUGUGGGCAGCAGUCAGUAAGGUACAGUGUGUCGUCAAGUGAAUUUCGACUCCUGGCACCCACAGAGCCCUGUGGUUUUCUUUGGUAGAAUACAGGAGGGGUUUACCAUUGCCUCCUCCCACGCAGUAUGAGAUGAUGCCUUUCAGCAUCUUCCUAUAUCGCUGCUGCCCAGUAUAGUACCAGCGGGGAUUCGAACCGGCAACCUUCUGCUUGUUAGGGCACAAAUUCAAAAGACUGGGAGAUUUAGGAGCUCACCAGGAGUAAAGCCAGGCAGGCAGUGGGAGCCAGGAGGGUUAGACUGAAGCCAGCAGUCAGGAACAUACCUAGGAUCAGAGCUAAGUAGUCACCAGGAGCCAGAAGGCCAGACAGGAGACAGGAACUAAGAACAAGCCAAGAAUCAAGCCAAACAUGUAAUCAGUAGCCUGAGGAUUGGGCAGGUAAUCAGGAGUUCAAAAACACACAAGGGUCAAACUAAUCAGACAGGAGAAAUAACAACUGCAUCAGAUCAAGAGAAGCUUGAUACUGAGGCAAGAGCAGCUUCAGACAGGAAAGGAAAAGGAAAAAUCAUGCCAUUGAGUCCGUGUCGACUCCUGGCGACCACAGAGCCAUAUGGUUUAAGGAGUUUCCUAUAUUUUGGGAAACACACCAGCGGGGAUUCAAACUAGCAACCUCUUGCUCCCUAGUCAAGUCACUUCCCUGCUACAUCAUUAGGUGGCAGCCUCUUAUUCUUCCUGUCUGCAGGCAAGCCAGGAACAAGCUUCACAGGGUGUGGCCAGCAGAGGGUUUGGAAAGCUCCAGAGCUGCUGCAGUGUAGCAGGUCACCCUUAGGGGCAGCAUGGAGCAGAGUCCAUUCCACAGGGGACCUCUGACAGAUUUUAAAGGGCCCAUAGCACUACAAAAUGGGUUGGAAGUCCCACCCUAGUGUGGCACUGCUCAUGCCUCUUCAGCACUGAAGAGGCGAACACUGCCUGUAAUCAUGAUGGUGGGUAUUGAUCUAAACUGGGCCCUGGUGUAAUAAAAUUUCUGCAUUACUUCGUUCUGCACAGAUUUAUAAACUCAAUAUUAUGCAUAGCCAAAUAAGUAUAUUUUUUGUCGUACCAGAAAAAUAAUAUCUGUUUUAGAGUCCUUUCCCCCAUUCUUUAUUUUUCAACCAAUUACAUAAAACUUGAAAUAUAAUUAUUUUUUGGUAUUCAGAGGCCCCUCAAAAUUAGAGGCCUUACACGGUAGCUUAUUUAGCUUGUGCCUAAAUCCAGCACUGCCGCCCCAUGUUCACUGAGCCAGCUGGGACAUAUCUUCUGAACCAGAAGUAUGUAAAAGGUGGUUUCUAUAUCUGUAAAAUAAAAUAUAUAUCCUGCAAAGAUGUCAUUUUGAACUAGUUCUAGAUAUGAUAAAAUUUCUCAAUUUGAAAAAGUUGACCAGAAAUAAACUGCAUCCCUACACACACAUAAACACAGUGAAAACUUUGAGAUUAUAACUUGUAUUAUGCUUUUAGCGCUGUAUGUUUUGUAUGUUGCAUUUUUUAUUCCCCCCUCCCAUGUUUUAGCUCUUUGAAGACUGUGAAUUUCAGGUUUGCUGUAUUAUUAACCCUUUAAAAAUAAAGCUUUCAUUACUGCA
This is a messenger RNA of Hemicordylus capensis (graceful crag lizard), 4873 nucleotides long. Its product is annotated as interferon-induced GTP-binding protein Mx-like. NCBI's taxonomy places the organism in Eukaryota, Metazoa, Chordata, Lepidosauria, Squamata, Cordylidae. Gene Ontology annotation, cellular component: microtubule; cytoplasm; membrane. Gene Ontology annotation, biological process: defense response to virus. The transcript is spliced from 15 exons. Gene Ontology annotation, molecular function: GTPase activity; GTP binding; microtubule binding. The coding region runs from base 373 to 2310 and encodes 645 amino acids. The record is from RefSeq and is a predicted model, not a curated record.